AUGAAAAACAAGGAUUAAUUGAAUUUGUGUUUCCGAUUAGUCUAAUAUUGCUUACCUAAUUUAAGACUAAGAAAUUAAUUUAUUAUAAUAGUAGCAGUAUUUGUUAUGUUGAUUGUUGCAAUAUUUGCUUUAUGGAAUUUAGCUCAUUAGUCUAUUUUGAAUAACCUAUUUUUAGCAGAAUCUGAUAUAUUACAUGAUACUUAAUCAAAAAUAAGAAUAUCAUUUAUGUUGAAUAACUAUAAAUCUUAUUUCUAUUAAAUAUUUGCUUUAAGUAAUCAAUUAUUUCUAAAUCUAGAUGGAAAUGCUCUCAUUUCAUUUCAUAGAUUGUAUUUAAGAACCAAAAAAGAAAUAAUGAAAAGCUCACUUGAAAUUGAUGAAAGGUUUCAAAUGGAAUAUGAAGGAAUGAUAUAAAUUCCAGAUCCUUUAAGAAUUCUAAAUGAAUAUGGUUCUAAUAUCUCAAACUCAUUUAUGUGUUACUCCAACACUUCAGCCUACAAUAAUCCAUUAACUGAAGAACAAAGAAUAGGAAUAAAAUUAUAAGAAUAAAUAUAGGCCUAUGGAUAAAUAUUAUAUUAAGGAUCAUUAAUAAUGCAAUCAAAUAUAUACUCUUAUAUUGAUCUAUAAAAAAUAAAUAAUUUAUAUCCAUGUGUCAAUAGAGGCAAAGGUAUUUAUACUUAUGCUCCUGAGAAAAGAGAUUGGUACAAAACAUUAAAAUAAACAUAUUUCAAUACCACGAAGUAUGAUUCUUAUACAUUUAAAUUUACUGCUCCAUAUUUAUGUGAUUAUUCAUUUAUUAUUAGAAAGUGUUUACAUAUUAAACAAUAGGAUUAUCAAUGACAUUACCAAUAGUGGAUGAAAAUGUUAAAUUUGUAGGAGGAGUUUCAUCAACAUUUUUAGGUUCAAAAUUAGUGUAAUAUCUAUCAAAUAAUGAAACAGGAUUUCAAUUAAUAUAUUUGGUUUCAGAGGAUGGUACAUUAAUUAUGCAUCCUUUUACAGUUAAAGUUGAAUAAUUACCACUUUAUAUUUUUAAUGAAUCUUAUACUGGAUUUAAUUUAACAGAUUGGGAUGAAAUUAAAAAGAGUGAUGGAUUAUCUUCAUGUUAAACAUUUAAUCUUAGAACUACUUUAAAAUGUAGAUAUAAUUCAGUUACUCAAUAAGAAAUGAUUGUCAGCAUUGAAAAUCUAAUUGAGUAUAAAAUGUAUUUAAUAAUGUAAUAAAUUAUUGAAGACAAUAAAUAGGUUAUUAAGUAGUGA
Paramecium pentaurelia is the source of this 1253-nucleotide messenger RNA. The record is from the annotation of a GenBank genome assembly. NCBI's taxonomy places the organism in Eukaryota, Ciliophora, Oligohymenophorea, Peniculida, Parameciidae.